This is a messenger RNA of Pimephales promelas (fathead minnow), 1696 nucleotides long. RefSeq names its product neuronal differentiation 6b (gene neurod6b). The record is from RefSeq and is a predicted model, not a curated record. Gene Ontology annotation, biological process: sensory organ development; axon development; positive regulation of transcription by RNA polymerase II. NCBI's taxonomy places the organism in Eukaryota, Metazoa, Chordata, Actinopteri, Cypriniformes, Leuciscidae. Gene Ontology annotation, cellular component: nucleus. Gene Ontology annotation, molecular function: protein dimerization activity; DNA-binding transcription factor activity, RNA polymerase II-specific; E-box binding.
CUGGCAUGGGUGUCAUUUCUCUGUGAAAGAGAGAGAGAGGGAGAGGGAGAUUAAAGGAAUUCAUACAGCUCCACAUCAAGCACAUGGGAGGCAGCUCUGAACGUCGCAAGGAAUUUGAACAUGCGAGCUGAAAACUGAACGAAACAGGGACGAUGCUAACCGUACCAUUUGAAGACCCAGACAUGAUGCGCGAGUCUCAGUUUGGUGCGACAUUCACGCGUCAAGAGGACGCGCGGACACUCAAUAAUAGCGCCGAGCUCAAGGAGGCAGAGGACGGCAACACGGACAGGGAAGAGGAGGAGGAGGAGGAGAGAGAGGACGAGGAGAACGACCACCCGAAGAAGAAAGGCGCGCGUAAAAAGAAAUUCUCCGAAGGACGCGGCGAACGCGUCAAAGUGCGCCGCCAAGAAGCGAACGCGCGCGAGCGCAGCCGCAUGCACGGCCUCAACGACGCGCUCGAGAGCCUGCGCAAAGUCGUGCCGUGCUACUCCAAAACGCAAAAACUCUCCAAGAUCGAGACUUUGAGGCUGGCCAAGAAUUACAUAUGGGCUCUGUCUGAGACUCUGAGCGCGGGGAAGAGGCCCGACCUGCUCGCGUUCGUGCAGACCCUGUGCAAGGGCUUGUCGCAGCCCACCACCAACUUGGUCGCGGGUUGCUUGCAGCUGAACUCCAGAAAUUUCCUCACAGAUCACAACGGGGACGUGUCGUUCUCGGGCAGGCCUCAGUAUGAUUCUCUGUACCCGUACCCGAACGCCGCUGAGAUGGCCACGCCCACCGGCCUCAGCUCUGGGACCCGGGACAGCGUCAAACCGUUCCGGCCCUACAACUAUUACGCGUCCUACGAGUCCUAUUACGACAGCGCCUCUCCGGAGAGCAGCAGCCCUCGCUUCGAAGGCCAAAUGAGUCCUCCGAUUAAUUACAACGGGAUUUUCUCGCUUAAAAAACACGAGGACCAAGUCGAGUACAGUAAGAACUGCCAUUACGGGAUGAGAUACUGUAACGUUCCCGGCCGGGGCUCCAUGUACCGCGUUUCCCCAGACAGCCAUUUUCCUUAUGACUUACAUCCCCGCAGCCAAUCGUUCCAGAGCCAGGACGAAUUAAAUACUGGUUUCCAUAAUUAAAAGCGAGCAUAGGGGUUGGACGCCAGCUACACUAAUCUGUUAAUUAAUUAGGGCGUGUUGCUGAUUGUUUUGCUUUGUUUUAUUGGCACGUUUGGUUUCAUCAUAAAAUACUGUAAAAUCAAUUCUAUUUAUUUCAAACUGCAUAUAGCUACUGCUCAUGCAUCGACGCAGGCUGUGGUAGGCCUAUUACAAUCAAUUAAUCGAAAAAAGAAAACGAACAUUCUUGUCUCGUAUACUGUGGAAAUGGAUUUAUUUGCGUGUUACAUGAAACACAGAAUCAUGAUAGCAAUAAUGGAACUAUGCAACACAGUAUAUUAUCGUGCAGACAUGUAAAUAGCCUUAUUGUGUGAAUUUUAUUACUUAUAGACAUCUGUGUCUUUGGACUAUAUACUCACUCACCCUUUUGAAUCAUUUCGCUUAAUGUAAACAAGAAAACUAUUGUGAUUUUGCAACGUGGAAAUGUUUCUUUUCCUGUUUAUUUUGUUGACAGAGGAGCAUCUCGGGUCUUGUGAAUGAUGUGAACUUGAGGGGCUCGUGCACUUCGUUCGGCUUGUGGAAAUAAAUCUUAAAUGUGA